Podarcis lilfordi (Lilford's wall lizard) is the source of this 10960-nucleotide messenger RNA. Lineage: Eukaryota; Metazoa; Chordata; Lepidosauria; Squamata; Lacertidae. The record is from the annotation of a GenBank genome assembly.
CCUAAGCCUUGCCCCUUGGCCAGGCUCCUUUCUUCCGGGUGGGUCCUGGCUUUCGCGAUGGGGAUUGCCUGGCUACACGGUGGGCUCAGCCAAGCAGAGGGCGAGCGCCUGGAGAGGGUCUCUCCUUCAUUUCCAAGGUGUGCCUUUCCCGAUUUUCUUGGACCAUGACGGCUGCUUUCCACGGAGCUGCGUUCCCUUUCUACGCGUCUGGAAGCGCAGCGUCGGCGAGCUCUGGUUUUGAGCCUGUGCUUGACUAGCGGGGUCGGAGGCGAAAGCCUGCCGCUUGCUUCCUCCUUUCAGACUCCCGUCCUUCAGAAAAGUCAAACUCCUGCAAUCUUGCUUGGGGGGAUCUUUGUUUUCAAAGGAAUCAUGGAGUUUGUAAAGCAGGGCGUCGGUUUUCAGUUAUGUAAACGACUGAACUUUCCAUUAAAAAAUAAAAUAAAUUGGAGGGGAAUCAAGACCCUACAAAGGCGUGGCAGGUAGAGCUGUCUUCCUCCUACCUUUGCCAUUACGAGCAGCAAUUAAGCAAACGAGCUUUCCCCAUUACAAAACAAUUUUCCUGCAUACUGAAUAAAACUUCACUUGCAUAAUACUAGGCUGUGGAGCUGCUAUUAAAGGCACAAGAGUAGGCGGGCGGGGAAGGGGGGGAAUUGCCUCCAUUUGAAGAAGCAGGAAGUUGCUUGCUCUCAACAACAAUAAUAUUGGUGGUUGUUGCUCUCAACAUUGUUGCUCUCAACAACAAUAAUAUUGGUGGUGGUGGGGAAUGUUGUUCUUACCCUUCCUAGCAUGGGCAACUGAUAUUAUCCUUAAAUCAGGACCAUGCCUCUAGCCCCACCCCUAUGGUCACAGCUUUGCCUCUGUGCUGUCCACACCUUAUGGGGCCUAUCUCUAAUAGAGUCUUUUGUACCUCUUGGUACCCUGAGGCCUCCAUGCAUAGGACAAUCUUCCCUCUACAGACAUUUCUCCCAACACAUGGGGACCUGUUAUAGCAGAGAUGUAUAGUUCUCAACUUGAGGUGGGAGUAAAGUGGGGAUCAAUCCAAUACUUAGGCUUACAGUGUUGCGCUUGUUGUUUUUAGAUGUUUUAACUUUUUAAACUUUUCAUUUCAAUCAUAUUGCUUUACCACUCUGAGCUCCUUUGGAAAGAAGGGCGGAACAGAAAUUUAAUAUUAUAAUUAAAAUUGCAUCAUAAUAAUUUACAUCUAAAGCAGUCCUGAAAGUGUCGCUCCAUUUUACUCCACUGUCGUAGUCCGUUAUAACAGUUUUAUCACUGGCAUACUAAAAAUACAGUAGUACCUCAGUUCUCGAACGUAAUCUGUUCUGAAAGACCGUUCAGGUUCCAAAAGGUUCAGAAACUGAGGCACGAAGGGCUGUUUGCACAUUCAAUUGAGAAAAUUGAAAAAUACGCAGCAGAAGCCAUUCGACUUUUGAGGCGUGUUCAAAAAUGGAAGCAUUUACUUCCGGGGCUUUGGCAUUUGUGUUCCAAAACGUUUGUCAACGGAGACGUUCUAGAACCGAGGUACCACUGUACUGUCAUAUGGUCUAGGUCUUUCCUCUCUCCUGUCAGCUUCAUACAAGUAAACCAUUGUUUGGUGAUUUUUGAUUUCAGAAUCUAUCUAACUACUCUGUUGGCUUUACUUAUAUCACUUGAUGCCCGUGGGACAAAUGCAGCUCUGAACAUGAAACCUAAUAUUGUUCUGAUGUUGGCCGAUGACCUUGGGAUUGGAGAUCUAGGCUGCUAUGGCAACGACACUAUCAAGUAAGUGAUUUUCAGGUUACUGUUGUAUUGUUGUGAAUAUGACACUGGCUAAAAGGUUUCUUGAACAGCUUUGGGCCAUCUUCCAGUUGAUUUUACUUCACUGUCGCUUGUCACUACAAAGGAGCGUCACCUAUGUGAUGCAGGUUGCUUGGACUGUCAAGAUAAAUUGCCAUAUAUUGCCUCCUUCUUUUGUCUCCUGCUAUUUCAUUCUAUUAAUAUAUCACCUUUCUAUCUCAGCACCCCCAAUAUUGACCGGCUGGCAAAGGAAGGAGUGAAGCUUACUCAGCACAUUGCUGCAGCUUCGCUUUGUACCCCAAGCAGAGCAGCUUUUCUGACUGGCAGAUACCCCAUCAGAUCAGGUCGAGUAUAUUUGGAAUGUUUGGUUUGAUGUGCAGCUGAGACAAUGUGCAAAAUCGAACAAAAUAAGCAUGCUGAAAGUAGUACAGUUUUGUUCCACAUGAAAAACCAGUACUUCAUUCCUGACUGCAUUUUUUAGCAUGAUACUCAGGUGCUGAUAAAUUUAUCUAAACCUCUUUUACAGCCAUCUAAGCUAGUGGCCAUAGCCUAUUGUGGCUAUGAGUUCUGAAAGUUAACUAUCUGUCUUGUCUUGAAUCUACUAUCAGUGAAGUGUAAUUCAGUGAUGUAUUUCCUGAGUUUAAAUAAUGACAAUUACUUAAAUUGUUGAUUUAAUUAUCUGUUGAGAAUUGUCUCUGUACAUGGCAUUAGGUUGGAUGGUACUGGGAUCUGUUGAAGUUUCACCAGGCUGAUGACGCAAGGAACCAUAUUUAAAUGACUAAGCUUUGUAUUUGUUUUUACAGCUUCUAUAAUACUUUCCCCAUCAAUGAAAUGGUUUUAGCAUUAUUAUGUUGCGUCCCAGGACAGGAGCUCAUUCCUGUGAUAGUAUUAUUUAAAGGAAGGAUAUGGUGUUUUUGUGACAGCAGCAACCUUUGGAUCCAGCCGGAUGAAUUUGUACAGCUGGGUUAUAUUGAUGUCUUGAUAAGGUUUGAGUGUAAAAAGUGACGCAGAUCCAUGUAAACUGAACUUGAUAAAUGUAUUGGUGGUUGGUUUACUUGUGGCCUUUAUCCUUGGUAAUACAGGCAUGGCUUCAGGUGGUUCAUAUCGGGCUUUGCAGUGGAACGCUGGCUCAGGAGGACUCCCUGCCAAUGAAACCACUUUUGCCAAGGUCUUGCAGCAGCAGGGUUAUGCCACGGGACUUGUAGGUACGUAGAAAUCCUAUGACCUCCUCAUGAUCAUAGGUGUCUAUAGAUCUUCAGGUCUUCAUAUAAAAACAAAUGCUUAUUAAAUCUUGGAUGUGAAGAUGAUGAAAAAUUACUGGUUCCAGCGGAUAAGAAAAUGUUUGUUGCCUGACCUUUCCUCAUCAUAAGGUCUGUGGAAUGAAGGCAGCUUUGACAUUGACUUAAUUCCCUGUUCCCAUAAGAUCCUCUGUUUGUUUGUUAAAGCUAAGUGUCCCCAUGCUUACCUGGAAUUUGCCCUCUUUAACCUGUCUGUCUGCCUCUCUCUCUCUCUCUCUGGGUGUGUGUUGAGAAUAAAUCUGGGGUAUUUGGUAUGACUGGGUCAGAAUGUGCUACAUUAACAUGACCUACUUUUACGUGACUUAUACUAACGGUGUUACACAAUAACCUGCCUGUACUGUAGCAAGCAUUUGAGCGAGGCAAAUAUGUUACCAAGUGUGUGGGCAAGUAUGUCUUUGUUUUCUGACUUGUAUACCCACUUGGUAACAUUCAUGCUUUAAGAUGGCGGAAGUAAAGUGAAAAGAAAAAUCGGAAAUACCAAAUGAUUGUAAAAAGAGAGAAAAGAAAUAAUACUGUAAGUAGAUUUCCAUUUAUAGUUGCAUGUAUGCAUCAGUACCUAAACACCUGGCUGCAAUUGUGUAAACAGUGUGCAGGGACAGUAAUGACUGUAUCUUAAGGUCAUCUUGAGAUUCAGGACUGGGUUAGAUGUUUAGGACUUUUUCUGUGUGGAUUAGGAGUGCUCCUGAAGUGAUGCAUGCUCAUUGCUGCCUUCUGUGGGAGUCUUUCUCAGACUACAUGCUGGGCUCGUGCGUGAGAGUUAAGAGUCAAAUGAUUAGACCAUCAACUGGAAAGGAAGCCAAGUGCAAUAAAUUGUCGACUGAUUUCACAGUGGAGGUUAGUAGGUCAAGAGACUCCACUAAAUCUGCUGUGUUGCAGUUUCCCUGUAAAUCUAAACGUUCACAGUACUUCUAAAGAUUCACAGUCACAGCGGUCCUUUUGAGAAAUGGUUCAUGUAUUAAACAUGAAGAUUAACACUGUCUGGCACAGAUGGUCAGGUAAUGCCACUUAAAGGAUCAUUCUGAAAUCUCCGCUUAAAGGAUCAUUAUAGGGAGGGAAAUAAGGAUUUGAGUGGACAAACACGCCAUACUUUUAAAGCACACUGAUACCAGAUUUACACGUUAUGGAGAAGCUUACAAACUAGUUUCUUGAGGGUACUGGGAAUUGUAGGUAUGUUAGGUGAGCACACUUAACCCCUUCCAGUUCCCAGGAUUCUUUAGGGGAAGCCAUGACAUGCUAAAAUGCUACAAGAGUGCUUUAGUGCUGCUAUAGUCCCAUGAAACUGCACGGUUGUACAGUGCCAUUCAUUGCGACUGUGUUUGAAAGGAAGACCUUCCUGGAAGAUAACUUUAGUUAUCAAACUUUGAAGGGGUGGGCAGCAGAAUCCACUCCAAGUAAUAGUAACAGACUGUUUUCUGCUUUAAUUUCCAGGGAAGUGGCAUCAAGGGGUAAACUGUGACUCUGUCCAUGAUCACUGCCACCAUCCUUUGAGUCACGGCUUUAAUUACUUUUAUGGCAUGCCUUUCACUCUUCUCAACAACUGCCAGGACCACAAGCCUCCAGAGUUGGAUGCAGCGUUGCAGGCUAAGCUGUGGUUUUACACCCAACUUAUUGCCCUUGCAGUUCUCACAGCUCUUGUAGGAAAGACAACAGGACUGGUCUUUGUUACUUGGAAGGUGGUCACCUUUUUUGCUUUGCUUGGGUUCCUGUUUUUUGCUUCCUGGUACUCCAGUUAUGGCUUUGUGAAAUACUGGAAUUGCAUCUUGAUGCGCAACCACAACAUCACUGAACAACCAAUGAAGCUGGAAAGAACGGCUUCUCUUGUCCUAAAGGAAGCAGUUUCAUUUAUUCAGAGGUAAUUGAACACUUUCCCUGAAAUAUCAAACUGCAAAGAUGCUGCAAUUUACUAAAUGUGUUCUAUUCAUUUCUUUUAAGCAACAAGCAUGGGCCAUUCCUCCUCUUUGUUUCUUUUUUGCACGUCCACACGCCCCUGUUUACAACAGAAGCUUUUCUUGGGAAAAGCAGGCAUGGGAUAUAUGGAGACAACGUAGAAGAAAUGGACUGGUUAGUAGGUGUGUUGGCUUUCUCUAAGCAUUCUUCUCUUGUUAAUGGACACUGAUCACCCCAAGUGGUGGUGAGGCAUGGACUAUGAUUCUGUGGCUGUCUUGAACACUGCCUUGUUUAUGGGCUGCAAGGAUUGAGUGAAUGAUUUAAAAAUCAGCUACCCUUUCUUGUAGUACAAAGGUGAAAUAUAGAACAUCCUGCCCUCAGUGCUGCAGUUUAUUACAAUUUUGGUGGGAUCACAGACACGUCCUGUUAGGAUGGAGAGGAGGAGGAGAAAGGUUCCUGCAUGGCUACUGUCAAUUCUACAACGUACACCUUUAUGCAAUAAUUUGAUGUGCAUCUAAGGAACAGCUAGCCUCUUUCAAAGUCAGGAGGGAGAGAUAGGUUAUCCCUGUUUCAUGAGCAGUUUUAGAAGCCAAGCUUAACUUGUACCACAGGACUGUUUUGAGGAUAAGAUAAGACAAAUUCCUUGUGUGCUAUUGUCUCCAUAGUAAAUAUUUGUUUUUGGUGGGGGGUUAACUCUGUAGGUCAAAUUCUAGAUGCUAUUGACAAGGAAGGCUUGAGAAACAACACAUUGACCUAUUUUGCCUCAGACCAUGGAGGGCAACUGGAAGCUCAGGAAGGAACAAUACAGCUGGGUGGCUGGAAUGGCAUAUAUAAAGGUAAACAGUGCAGCAAUAUAGUUGCUUUGCCUAUCUGGAAGUUUGGGUAAUUUUGCUUUGGGUUGUUUUUCAGGAUAAAUUGAUCUCUUUUCCUGUGCUAUGAAAUUAGGAGGCAUGUGGUCUUUUAUUGACCACACCCUGUAUACAUAUGUCUAUGGGAACUCUUUUGAGUUGCAUAUGGCUGAUAAAUAUUAUUGGGUAACCCACAGCUGUCCAUGGAGGCGCAGGUCACUUCUGUGUCCAGGGCAGCUGUCUACCAGCUCCAUCUGGUAUGCUGCCUGAGGCCCUACCUACUCAUGGACUGUGUUGCCAGAGUGCACUGAGCUCUGUGUGGGGCUACCUUUGAAGGUGACUCAGAAACUACAACUAAUCCAGAAUGUGGCAACUAGACUGGUGACUGGGAAUGGCCACCGGGACCAAAUAAUACUGGUGUUAAAGGAUUUCCACUGGCUCCCAGUACAUUUCUGAGCAAAGUGUUGGUGCUGACAUUUAAAGCCCUAAACAGCCUUGGGCCAGUAUACCUGAAGGUCUCCACCCCUAUCAUUCAGCCCAGACACUGAGGUCCUCCUCUGAGAGUCUUCUGCUGGUUCCCUCACUGCAAGAAACAAAGUUACAGGGAACCAGGCAGAGGGCCUUCUCAGAAGUGGUGCCCUCUCUAUGGAAUGCCCUCCCUUCAGAGGUCAAGAAGAUAAAGAACUACAUAACUUUUUACAAGACAUCUGCCCUAUAUCGGGAAGUUUUUAAUGUUUGAUAUUUUACUAUGUUUUAUAUAUGCUGUAAGCCACCCAGAGUGGCUGGGGAAACCCAGACAGAUGGGUGGGGCAUAAAUAAAAUAAUAAUACAAAUACAAAUAUGGAAGGUUGCAAUAUAUUCUAAAACCUGUGAUCUGCUUUUGUUUGAAAUGAAAGCAAUCCCACUGAUUCUCGGCCCUUUAGUGCAUAUUGAUAGUUUCAAAGAAAAUGGAAAGGCCAUGUGGUUCCACCACCCACAAGAGACUUGGAAUGUUCUUUUGCUUAGGAAAGUAAGUAUAAUAAACAUGUCUGUUUCUGCUAUUGUGUUCCCAAUGUAGGGGGCAAAGGCAUGGGAGGUUGGGAAGGAGGCAUUCGGGUGCCAGGCAUCUUAAGGUGGCCUGGAAUGCUCCCUGCCAACACUGUUGUUGACGAACCAACAAGCCUUAUGGAUAUUUACCCUACGGUGGCUCAUGUGGCUGGAGGGACUGUACCACAAGACAGGUAUAGAGCCUGUAUCCUUGCUCAUAUUGUGCAUGCUCUACUUGAAGGCAUCUUGAAAUAAGCAGAAUUCAUCAUGCAAUAUAUAAUGUAGCCUGGGAGCAGUGGACAUUGAUAGUCAGUGUAGGUUCUUUGUUCAAGCAUACACUUUUCCUUCCUUCCUUCCUUCCCUCCAUCCCUCCCUCCUUCCUUUUGGGGGUGGGGCGGGUUAUCCAGUAUUCUUCUGCAAGAGUCAGUCAUCUGAAUUAAGGUAUUAAGCAAUACCUUUUUGUAGGCAACGUACACUUUUCCAGCACUUUUGCUAUCUUUUGAAAUGAAAGAAAGAGGAAAUUCCCAGCCCACCUAGUGCAUCAGUGCGAUCAUUAAUGCUGUGUGGAAUAUGGUUGUGUUGGUGUUGUAAGCAUCUACUGUACAGCAUUUGUGACGUAACUGAUGACCAUGGUUCCUCCAUUUAUGGCCUAUAUUAUUUUGUGAAUGUUGGAAAUGUUUCCUUAGUUAGGUUUUGUUUAUAAUUUUGGCUGCUCCCUCUCUGCAGCACUGAAGCUUAAGCAUGCUCACAUAACACUUAAAAGAAGAAGAAGCAAAUAUCUAAAUAACUGCACUACUUCAUGACUUCUUUCCUAAUAAUUAGUUCUUUGAAUAGUGUAUACACUCAUCUUUCUUCUUUGUUAUAAUAUCUUUGGACAUAAUGUAAUUGCGUCCCUCGUGGCCAAAUCUGUGUUUAAUCAAAUGCUGGGGGGAAAUAUUGAAAACAAAGUUUUCAGGAUGUUGUUCAAAAUUGAUGUGAAUGCAUGGGGGGGGGGCUCUGUUUACAAGAAAGCACUGCAAAAACAUGGCCUUUUCAUUUCAGUCUUCUGCCUGAUGACGUAUUCUUUCUUUGUCGCUAUAGAAUAAUUGACGGAAGGAAUCUAUUGCCUUUGCUACAACAAGAAGUCAAGCAUUCAGAACAUGAAUUCAUGUUUCAUUACUGUGGAUCAUACUUACAUGCAGUACGGUGGCAUCAGAAAGACAGUGAGUACAACAAAUUCCCCAGUGUGAAAACAAACCUCCUGUUAUUUAAAAUAAUAAGAUGCAGGUAUACUUAAAUUUACUACUUUUUUGUGGGGGUGGGGGGAGAACAUGCCUGGUAAUCAUUGCCAUAGAAAGCAGUGUUCCCAAGACUGCUGGGGCUAAAGUUCAUUGUCAAUGGAACUUGACAAAAUCAGGCCAAGUGGCCAGAAGGAAAGUGAGAGGAAUAGAUUACACCUAAUGCACUGGGCUAUUGGAGAGUUGUUCUUGUGCAUUUCCUUCUGUUGGCAAGUAAAUUUAUUUGAAUUUUCAGAUUUCAGCCAGAUCUCCAGGGAAUAUCAUCACCUUCAUGAUUAUUGUUUCAGGGUGUUUUUGUUUGUGCUUUCUUUUUCUUCCCAGGUGGUGCAUUAUGGAAGGCUCAUUACAUAACACCAAUCUUUCACCCCAAAGGCGCAGGAGCCUGUUAUGGAAAAGGGAUUUGCCCAUGUUCUGGAGAAGGUGUAACACGUCAUGAUCCUCCUCUGCUGUUUGAUCUCUCAAGAGACCCAUCAGAGGCUGUGCCUCUUUCACCGGACACGGAGCCCUUGUUCCACACAGUCCUAAAGCACAUAGGCAGAGCUGUGGAGGAGCAUCGUGGGACCCUCACACCUGUCCCACAGCAGCUCUCUCUUGGAAACAUUAUGUGGAAACCAUGGUUGCAGCCAUGCUGUGGGACCUUCCCCUUCUGUUGGUGUGACAAUGAAGAAAGUGAUACCCAUUCAUAUAAAGUCGGCUGACCAAAGAAUCCUUUUAUGGCAGAGAACAUCAUUCAAGAGGUUUCCUGUGUGAUUUUAGCUGCUUCCUGUCAGUUAAGGUUGCUUUCUCCUGUUUCUCAAGGAGUCCCCAGGCUUGAAGGAGGAUGCAGCCACAUCAUUUUCUGCCUGUCAGACAGGCAGGUGGCAGUAAAGAAGCUGAUAAAAAAAAGAGUUCUUACCAAUUAGUUUAUUCAAUAAUCACAGCGAGAGACAAAGGAAUGUAUCUCUCUCUCUCUAGAAAUGGCUCCAAAUAAAGUCCUGCCCUCCUUCGUCUCUGUUAUGCCACGUCAUCCCUGCACUGGUUGGUCUAAUCUUUCUGUCUCUGAGCUUUCUGUUCAGCUACUCAUACUGCCUGCCUAGUCCUGGGGGAGGGGGGCUCAGGAAUGCUCACCAAAGACACUGUGUCUUGUCAGCUGUUUCUACUUGCUCUUCCAAUAUUUCCCAGCUUUUCCCCUCUACAUUCUCUGAACCUUCUGCAAACCACUGUUGUAAUUCUAUGUUGUCCUCCUGUUCUUGGGAAGGUUGUGUAGAAGGGGAGUGGCCCACACCAUUCCUCCUCAGUCCAGCCCCUGACGCUGCCCUUCACAUCUCCCAUUACUGUCACCUGUUCUCCCUUCUUACCUGCUAGACUUUGCACAACACAGGAUGGGGUGCAGGGUGUGUGGAUAAGCCUGAGUAGGACGGCAGAGCAGUUCUACGCUCAUGGCUACAGGGCUGAUAAUGAGAGAGAAAAGGAUUUCUACGUUAACUUUACCAGUGAUAAUUAUACCUGAAAUGAGAACUGACAAUAAUUCUGCACGGACUAUUUCCAUGCAAUAAUUGGCAACUCCAAGCACUUAGAGGAAGGCACCAUCUAAACAUCAUAAACUAGCUCUUGCCUUUCAAAAGUUCUUAUUAAACUAGCAAGCAAAAUCUAAGAGACACACUAGAAGAGGAAGAAAAAGAAAACCAUGUCACUAUUUUCUCAUUGUGUGCUGAUCUGGUACAUGUUACAAGAUUUUGAUCCAUGUUUAAAAUACAAGGCUUCUGGGUUUAUUUGUUUUUAAGAAAGAAGGAUCAAUAAGAGAUGUCCCUCUUCUGCUUGCCCACAUGCCUUUUCAUGUAUAAAUGAGAUGUAAUGCUCUGUGGUGCACAAUCCGCAGAUAUUUUGGUGGGGUGGACAGAACAGAAAUCUGAUGAGAAAUCUUGCAAGCACAAAAAAAUAUACGUAUGGCAAAGUGUCUAAAAUGAAGCAAAAUAAGCAAAAUCAUGAAGAGGUAAAUAGCAAAAGAGGGAGUGCUAAAAGGAAUGUGCAGAAAUUAUAAGGAGGGGCUGGACAGCUGAUGACAUUUCUGAUCAGGUCUCCAAACAGAACUUGAAAUACCACUUAAAAGGUAAGACUCUCAAAUGGUGAGCACACAAUCACUGUUGACCUUGGUUCUGUAUUCUCCCUUCCUAUAAAAUACAAGUAUGCUAUCCCUUUUCCAUGUAAGCAUCUGCAAACCAGCUUACUAAAAUUUGUGGCUUGGGUUUGGAGUCAACUAAUAGUCAUAUAAGGGACGUGGGUGGCGCUGUGGGUUAAACCACAGAGCCUAGGGCUUGCCGAUCAGAAGUUUGGUGGUUCGAAUCCCCACGACGGGGUGAGCUCCCACUGCUUAGUCCCUGCUCCUGCCAACCUAGCAGUUUGAAAACACGCAGUGCAAGUAGAUAAAUAGGUGGGAAGGCAAACGGCGUUUCCAUGCGCUGCUCUGGUUCACUAGAAGCAGCUUAGUCAUGCUGGUCACAUGACUCGGAAACUGUAAUCCGGCUCCCUCAGCCAGUAAAGCGAGAUGAGCGCCACAACCCCAGAGUCAUCUGCAACUGGGCCUAACGGUCAGGGGUCCCUUUACCUUUAAUAGUCAUAUAAACCUCAAACUUUUUUGGAUUAUGAUUUUAAAAAUUAAAAAUAAAAUUAGGCUGCAAUCCUAUACAUAUUUACAUGGCAGCACGCUCCCUUGAACAGAAUGUGACUGGCUUGUGAGCAGACAUACUCAUGAUUAUGCUGGAAGUAAGGCUUUUGGAGAUUAGUGUCCAUUUUUGCAGUACUAAUAAUGACUCAUAUUUUGCUUUUGGGGUAUUUGUUCAUGAAUUAAACUGAAUAAAAUAUAUGUUUCAGU